This is a messenger RNA of Naumovozyma castellii, 1764 nucleotides long. RefSeq lists its product as uncharacterized. The transcript has a single exon. Lineage: Eukaryota; Fungi; Ascomycota; Saccharomycetes; Saccharomycetales; Saccharomycetaceae. The coding region runs from base 1 to 1764 and encodes 587 amino acids. The record is from RefSeq and is a predicted model, not a curated record.
AUGAGCGUAUAUAAUAGUAGGACCAACUCACCCCCAUUGAAUGUAAAUACUCAGUUGCAUGAUAUCAAGGAAGAAAGUUUGGAUGAAGAGAAUGAUAAUACAAUUGAGAUUUCUAUGCAAAGACCUGAACUACAUCCACUAAAUACCUACUUGGAAAACAAGAAUAUGAUAUCGGGAACAGAAAAUGAAGUUUUAACCACGUCGAGUGAGACAUCGGUCGAACACCCUAAAUCCACUGAUAUAGAUCGAGAAGUUAAUGACAUAUUAUAUGAAAUGGCAAGUAGUGAUGAUGUUUCAUUGCUCCCUCCAUUGCCUGAUUUAAAUACUGAGAAACAUACGUUAUUGGACCUUGAGCCAGUGCCACGAAGGAUUGAAAAUGAUGUUAAUUUAGAGUUGAGACGUAUUAGUACUCAUACAAUCCCUGAUAGCAUGAUACCAAGUACAGAAAUCUUAGAAGAGAGUCUACCCGAGAGUAACUCACCCAAUGAUCUUUCCACUGAUCUAUCAAAUGCUCUAAUGAUCCCCAUAAGUACAGAUUUUUCAGAAAGUGAAGAGGAAAGGGCUGGUCCGCUAACCUCUAAAAAUUCUACUCCUAAAUUAUCAAUAAAGAAGAAAUUUUCAAAUGUAAUGCUGAAUAACACAAGUAUCAACAGUAGUCCCUUUUCUGAAUCAGGUGAUACUGCCAAAUCUACCCCUAUGGUAGAUGGAAUAGCUCAACAUUGUCGAAACAAAUCAAUGCCCUCGCCCUCUAUGAAGGCAAGACUCUUCUCUUCUCCAAGCAUUUCGUCGCCAAGAUUAUUAAAUUUGAACGAUAGUCCCAUUCAAACACGUUCAAACUCUACCAUCACUUUAAACACCAGUUCCUUCCACCCCAAGUGGUCAAAUUUAUUCGAGAAGAAGAGGAAUAGUAGUAUCUCAAGCAUUGGCACAAGAACGAGAAAAAAUUCAACAUUCAAGAAUAAUAAUAGUACAAACGUAUUUGCCGAGCCAAUAGGGAUAGGCAUAAAUAUUAAACCUGUGAUGAUAGGGAAGCAGAGCACUGAGGAACAAGAAGAUGGUUGCAUUAAUAUAGGUUGUGAUAAUUUGCAUUAUGUUACCAAUUGUGCUGAACCCAAUAUUGACAUUCCUCAUGAAGAUGAAACAAAGACCUUGACGAAAAAAUUCUCCAAUUUUAUAAUGCAUAGAACAGAUUCUCUAAAACGAAUAGUGUCUUCUACCUCCAUAAGGCAUGCUUCAACGUCCAAACAUGUUGAUGAUGGUAUAUCACCCCUUGAAAGGAUACAGAGCCCUUAUCGCCAUCAAGAAAACAUUAAGUUAAAUGUAUCUUCUUCAACUAAUGAACUACACUCUAAAUCAGAACGCUCCAAGGACGGUAACACCGCUCCAAUUUUGCAUAAUUAUAAAUCUCACACGCAUAGCCACCCUACCUUAAAUUUACGUUCCCAUCCCGAUAUAUUAGUCUUAGAAGAUACAGUUUCAAGAGAAAAAUUGGAUGAAAAGGGAGUUGCCAACAAAUCAUUUUCACCAAUUUUCGAUCUAGGAUCUCUUUCAUCCUCCAAUUCUAAUUCAUCGUCAUUAAAGGAGUAUAUUGAUGUGUUACUAAAACAGCAAAGAGAAGAAGACAGAAAAUUAGAACUUGUGGAACAAAAAUUUGUCACGUCAGGUUGGUGUUCACAGGAGGAAUUAACCAAUUUGAAGACUAAGAGAAUGCUAAUUAAUGAACAAUGGGCUGAAAAGAUAUCAUUUUAUCAGGAUAAAUUAUAG